AUGGCUCCGGGAGUACCGAACGCAAAAAGCUGUGCUCAGCCUGUCACCUGCCUGGCCAUAAUAAAAACAAAUGCAGAAACGCUCCAUGUAAAGGCGGGAGAAUGUUUGGUCGCUGGGAAAGCUUUGACCGACAAUUUUACCAGCCGUAUUUACCGCAUAGUAGCGAAGUUCUACAAACAGAUGGGUGAAGAAUUUAGAAAGGACUUCAUAGAUCUAUCAGUGUCUUUUUUUCAUUUAUUGAGGGAUUUAAAGCAAAGGCUACGUUUAAAAAAUGAGUGUAAAAUUGUUGCGCAAAACCCCAACCGGGUAAACAGAUACCCGAAUAAGAAAGUGUGUCUGAGUAAACACCAUGGGAAUGAAGGUUAUGAUCGAAUCCUUGGACCCAUUGCACAUGAACUAACAAUUCAAAGAGAAAACUACCCAAUGACAAUUGUCUACCUUAAACUAAAAAACUGUGGAAAUGCUUAUGGAUCAUUUGAAAGAAUAUUGGGAGACAAGCAGUAUGUUGGAGAAACUUCAGAACCCCCUGCAAGACUGUUUGCUCAAUUUCAUGCCCCCCAGACAAGUCGCAUCAAGAAAGAUAUAUUAUCAGGAAUAAAGAAUGAAAAUCCGAGGAUGAGGGUGCUCUUUGCAACAUCAGCACUUGGCAUGGGGGUUCAUGCUCCUUAUGUGGUCAACAUUAUUCACAUAACACCACCAAGUAGCCUUGAAGCAUACAUACAAAAAAUUGGUUGUGCUGGUCGCACAGCACUUUCAUCGUAUGCUACACUUUACUACAAUAAUUACGAUAUUGGAAAUAAUAUGAAACAUGUAGAAGAAUCAAUGAAAACUUAUUGCAAAUCACAAGAAACCUGUCAGAGGAAACUUCUUCUGGAUUACUUUGGAUUCUCCAGUGUUCAAUAA
Messenger RNA from Pocillopora verrucosa, 903 nucleotides. The record is from RefSeq and is a predicted model, not a curated record. NCBI's taxonomy places the organism in Eukaryota, Metazoa, Cnidaria, Anthozoa, Scleractinia, Pocilloporidae.